AUGGCUCUACUUGACAGACUACCCACUAAGGAUCGUCUCCACCGAAUCGGUCUUACUAAUGACUGCUCUUGUCUCUUAUGUAACUCUGAAGUGGAAACUAGGGAUCACCUUUUCUUAUUAUGUCCUACUGCUGUUUCUCUAUGGGAACGCAUCUUCUCUUUUUCUGGUUUGCAUUUUACAGGCUACCUUUGGGAAGAAUUCUUGGAAAUGGCGAGCUCAAAUUGGAAAGGAAAAUCAUUGUUAUCUACUGUAAUGAAGAUUGCUUUGAAUGCAUUGAUUUACUUGCUCUGGGAAGAAAGGAACAGAAGACUGUACCAAGGCCGAACUAGACCUGUUAAUGAACUUCUAAAGAAUAUCAAAUCUAUUGUUUGUCUUCAACUUAACGACAGGAAAUUCAAUAGAGUAGAUGAUGUGAAUUUACCUUCUACAAACAUUGGGGUAUUGAUGACCACCGAUUAUUGUAUUGUAAAUGUUUUGUAUUGA
Hibiscus syriacus is the source of this 483-nucleotide messenger RNA. RefSeq lists its product as uncharacterized. Lineage: Eukaryota; Viridiplantae; Streptophyta; Magnoliopsida; Malvales; Malvaceae. The record is from RefSeq and is a predicted model, not a curated record. The transcript has a single exon. Bases 1 to 483 code for a protein of 160 amino acids.